Triticum aestivum (bread wheat) is the source of this 1775-nucleotide messenger RNA. RefSeq names its product diacylglycerol O-acyltransferase 1-1. Gene Ontology annotation, molecular function: diacylglycerol O-acyltransferase activity. Lineage: Eukaryota; Viridiplantae; Streptophyta; Magnoliopsida; Poales; Poaceae. The transcript has 16 exons. The record is from RefSeq and is a predicted model, not a curated record. Gene Ontology annotation, biological process: triglyceride biosynthetic process. Bases 125 to 1666 code for a protein of 513 amino acids. Gene Ontology annotation, cellular component: chloroplast envelope; endoplasmic reticulum membrane.
GAAAGCCGGCCUUGCUGUACGUCACCACCGGGGAAGGCCUUCUCUCGUCUCGACGUCUCCUCUCCUCCUCCAAAUCGAGAGGCCAUAGAGAGAGAGGGUCAGAGAGAGAAACCUAGCCCCUUGAAUGGAGGACUCGAACGGCGCCGAGAUCAAGGCCCCGCCGCCAGUCCACCGGCGCCCGCCGCGCCCGCGUGGAGGCGGCUUCACCCCCGAGGGCUUCGUGGCCGCGCUUCGCCGCCGGCUGAGCUCCGGUGCCGCGGUGGCCGCGCGUGCCAGCUUCGCGGCGGACUCUGGGGACGAGUCCGGCCCCCCCGAGCCCUCCUCGUCGCACCGCCGCCGCGACUCAAGCGGGGACACCUCGUCCGCCGGCGGCCCCGGGGACUUCACCGCGUUCAGCUUCCGCGCGGCUGCCCCAGUCCACUGGAAGGCGAAGGAGAGUCCCCUGAGCUCCGACGCCAUCUUCAAGCAGAGUCAUGCAGGCCUUUUCAAUCUGUGCAUUGUUGUUCUCGUUGCAGUGAACGGCCGGCUGAUUAUUGAGAACUUAAUGAAGUAUGGCUUAUUAAUACGAGCUGGCUUUUGGUUCAACUCUACAUCAUUGCGGGACUGGCCACUUCUAAUGUGCUGCCUUAGUCUACCAGCCUUCCCUCUUGGUGCAUUUUCAGUUGAGCAGUUGGCGUCCCGUAAUGUUAUUACUGAUGCUGUUGCUACCUGUCUUCAUAUCAUUCUUACAACAGCUGAAAUUGUAUAUCCAGUGCUUGUCAUUCUUAUGUGUGAUUCUGCGGUUGUGUCUGGUUUUUUGUUGAUGUUUAUUGCCUGCAUUGUUUGGCUGAAGCUCGUAUCUUUUGCCCAUACAAACCAUGACAUAAGGCAAUUAACCAUUAGUGGUAAGAAGGUUGAUAAUGCACCCAGCACAGCUGACAUGGAUAAUUUACAAGCUCCAACUUUAGGGAGCCUAAUAUACUUCAUGAUGGCUCCAACACUGUGCUAUCAGCCAAGUUAUCCUCGAACUGAAAAUGUUAGAAAAGGGUGGCUGAUUCGUCAAAUUAUUCUGUACUUGAUAUUUACAGGUAUUCAAGGUUUCAUUAUUGAGCAGUACAUAAAUCCAAUCGUCGUGAACUCUCAACAUCCAUUGAAAGGCGGACUUCUGAAUGCUGUAGAGACUGUUCUGAGGCUCUCAUUACCAAAUGUUUACUUAUGGCUUUGCAUGUUCUAUUGCUUUUUCCAUCUCUGGUUAAAUAUACUUGCUGAGAUUCUUCGUUUCGGUGACCGUGAAUUCUACAAAGACUGGUGGAAUGCAAAAACAAUUGAUGAGUAUUGGCGAAAAUGGAACAUGCCCGUGCAUAAAUGGAUUGUUCGUCAUAUAUAUUUUCCUUGCAUGCGAAGUGGUAUAUCGAAGGAAGUUGCUGUUUUUGUAUCAUUUUUUGUAUCUGCUGUGCUCCAUGAGCUUGUUGUUGCUGUCCCCUGCCGAAUUCUGAAGUUCUGGGCAUUCCUAGGGAUCAUGCUGCAGAUCCCCCUUAUCACAUUGACAUCAUGCCUCAAAAGCAAAUUCAGGGAUACAAUGGCCGGCAACAUGAUAUUUUGGUUCUUUUUCUGCAUCUACGGGCAGCCUAUGUGCGUUCUCCUGUACUAUCAUGAUGUGAUGAACAGGAUUGGGAAGACAGAAUAGAGCCCCAUCUUCUUUCUUAUUCCACUGGACGAACGGAUUCAAAGAAGCAAUAAUAUGUACAACAUGAAACCGCAUAAUUUCUUACACUGCAACAAUCUUUCUUGGAAAA